AUGGCACCGAUUAUAUGUUCUUGCCUUCUUUCUCUAUUGUACACACUCUACUUGUUCAUUGCUUACGAAGAAAGCGGGGUACAUCAUGCGCAGGAAUACGAAAAUCGAUUCUGGACCAUCUUUGCACUCCUCUUUUCGACGGCACUCAUCUUUGCUCAAGAUUCUCCCAUGGCAUUUGGACGAUACAGCCCCAGUCUGGGAUUCUUUGGCGUCCUAAUGUCCAGCUACGCCAUGCACUUGUGGGAUCGGUACACCCAUCGAUUGACCCUCAGUCAACAAACCAAAUUGCGGCGUUCCUCCUUUGCAUUGAAUCAUCAUUCCAUGGGGGAAAUCAAAAUUACUGUGGAUGAAUAUCUGGCCGAGAUCAAUGGAUCACUCCGGGAGAUUGACCAGCUUUUGAUACCCUCCACCAUUAACAAUUGGAUCAAUCAACGAUUCGUGCUUCGGAAGGAAAAGGAAAUUAUAUCAGUCUUUUGGAAAUGCGAUGCCGUAGCGCUAAACUUUUUGAUCGGGCACACCAAACUGGGUUUGUUGAUGUAUAAGAUUAAGGACCAUCGAAACUUUGCGGGACAGCACCGAUCGGAAUUGAUUGAAUUGCUGGCGGUAGAUCGAUUGCCCGCGCUCACUGUCAUGUCACGAGUCAUUGUGCUUCAUGCCUUGCAAAUCUUGAAACUGAGGGCCAAUCCCAGAGCCGAACACUGGGUACGCAACAUUCUACUCAAUACGCAUGGAGACGAUCUAUCCGAGAUCAAGACUCUUACGGACUCGAAAGGAGAUUACUUUUGCAUGAACAAACUCAUCUACGAUGACAUUAAAUCCGAGACAAUUCGACAGGAUAUUUUGAAUCACUUUCUCAGAGAGGGUGCCUUGCAACUAUCCCACAUGCAAAUGGGAACAAAACGAGCCCAAAGCCGUAAACACAUGGCAUGGCGAAAAAUUCUGUCGGACGUGGACGAUACACUGUUUUGUAGCGGGGGUCAUUACCCAGCUGGAAUUGACAAGAGGUUUGCAAAAAAGGUUGUAUAUCCUGGAGUAUUGGCAUUCUAUCGAGAAUUGGAUCUUGGGACCAGUGGACCAGAAGAAUGGCCAGAGAAUCGAGUUGGAAAUCUAGUGUUUCUUUCCGCUCGACCGCAUGUCUACAAGGAUGUCAGCGAGAAACAAAAUUUUGCCAAAUUCGAAAAGCUACGGGCCACGGGAGAGGAUGGGAGAAAGGGUAUGCAUACAGUUCCAUCAUUAUUGCCCGGUGACAUUGCCUCUGGUUCGCAGUACAUGUUGACGAGUGAUUUGGAACCGUUGGCAAGGAAAAAGUUUGACAAUUUCAAACGAUACGUUUCGAUCUAUCCGGAGUACCAGCAUAUUUUUGUUUGCGACAAUGGGCAAGGUGACGUAAAGGCAUCGGAAAUGAUGUUUGACAACUUUCCCUACGAAUUUGGUGGCGUUUACAUCCACAAAGUUCAACGAAUACAGAAUACUCAUGGCUUUGCUCCAGAACGAUGGCGCAAGAAGGAGUUUUCUCCAUGUUUCUUCACAACGUAUCCGGAAGCCGCAUUGCAUGCUGCUACAAGGGACCCACCUCUGAUUCGAGUGUCUGGAUUGCGUCGAGUGUGCCACGAAGCAGCGAACGAUUUCAACUCAAUAACGGAAAAGCAAUGGCCGUCGAAAAUUCAGAAAUCGGAACGACGAGCCGAGCUGAAUCAAGCGAUAUGGAAAGCGAAUUUGUUUCUGGAAAAGAAUGGAGUCGAUGCUGUGAAAAUGGUCCAAGCAGAGCAAUUGUUUCAGGAUGGAGAACGAGUUAAUACACCAUACGGAAGAGGCGUCAUUCAAGGUUUCGAUCCGGAGACAGAUUUAUAUGAUGUUGAAUUGGAUUGGAGACCAUUAGAUGUUCAGGUUGAUGACCAUUUGAAGCGUGUCAAGGAAGAAGCGAUACGGCCACGUCAAGCGAACAACAGGAAGCAAUCUGGCGACAGGAAGGAAGCGAGUCAGCUCCAGACUGUCUUGGAAACUGACGAGGCUGAUGAUGAUGAAAAUGACGGAGGCCUGGCGUCUGAGAUAACGGAACGUUUGGCACUCGAUACAGAAAUCAAGAAAGAAAACACCAAGAGCACUCUUUCUCUCCCAGGAACGGCAGAGACAAGUGAGGCGAGGUCCUCUGAUGGGGGAACUACUGAUGUUUCGUCAUUGAGCUCCAUUAGCACCGACGACGGUAGCAAAAGAAAUCGACCCUUUUGUCAAGCGAGGGCGAAGAUCAGAGGGCGUCAAAUCUCAAAGUUUACUCCACCUCGCCUACCCGUCGUUGACAAGAAAUCGACGGCGUACUUUUCGUUCUUUGCAGGUAGUCCAUACAAAAAGGGACAGUUGCCGCCGGUUUUAUUCCAGGAAGGUGAUAAGUGUUCGACGCCAUAUGGGCCAGCUACCAUUUUAGAGUAUCGCGCUACCGAGAACAUCGUCGUUGUAGAGUUUUCGAAAUGGAAAGCCCGUGGAUAUUUGAACGAAAUCGAUGUGAAAGUGACGAAGGAGAGGAUCCUAUUGUCAUUGUCUUUGUUUCGGCGUCAAGGAUCCACAAGUGAGACGACUUUGAAGCCCCUGGAGUUCCCAUAUGCAACAGGUACAUUGAUCAACACACCAUACGGCGCGGCUGAACUUUACAAACCACUCCUUCUGACAUCGAAACAGCUGAAUGAAACUGAGCUUUUGAAUCAAAUAAUUGGCCUUCGACUGGUAUCAUGGAAGUUGGCGAACGGAUCCUAUCCAACUAUGCACUGUACCGUAAAGACAGUUCAGCAAUGGAAGAAUUCAAAGUCGAGAUCAUCUACGGACGGAUUGCUCUCGACAUUUGGCACGCUGCUAACAAUGCCAUUCUCGUCUCGAUUCGGAACUCCCGCAAAAAAAAUCACAACUGCUGUGGAAGCGGAAAAGAUUCCAAAGUUUCGGCAGUACUACAAUGACUCCACCAAGGUCUCGACUGCUUAUGGAAACGGCGAAGUUCUCGAAUUUCGUGAGGAGGAUGGAUUCUAUAAGGUAUCAAUUACCAGCUGGACCCUUGCAAAUGGCCAAUGCGCUACCGCAUGGCUUCGCGAAGUUGAUAUUCGCUGUCGAAUAGCCGAUGGUUGCCAAGAAGGAUACCCUGUGCUGACUGGCAUGGGGCUUACAGGCAUCCUUGAAUCGGUCCAACCAAGCACAGGGGUCCAUCUCGUGACUGUCCCAUCAGCCGGAAUGGCAAUGUAUCUCCAACCAGAUGCGAUUGACAAACGGAUAAAGGGGGCUGUCGGGGAAGAUGCUUUUACAGCAUACGGCGAAGGUACAAUAGAGAACUAUGAUGCUGAGAGUGACAUGUAUGUCAUUCGACUGAAAGGAUGGGGAGCUAAGCUGUACUGCAAGGCGGAGAAGUUCGACAGAGUGCGAGAUUCAUCACGCGAUCGAAAUGCGUUGUCAAGCGUCGGGUGGCUCUUUGAUUAUUUCUUUUCCUCUAGAGCUGAAAAUCCGGGCGAAGUAGGAACCAGAACUCGAAGCAAUAGUCUGACGAGUGCCAGCGCUAGUGUACGAAGUGUAACUUAG
Cylindrotheca closterium is the source of this 3555-nucleotide messenger RNA. The record is from the annotation of a GenBank genome assembly. Lineage: Eukaryota; Bacillariophyta; Bacillariophyceae; Bacillariales; Bacillariaceae.